AUGGAUCUGGGUCUGGUGGCACACCUGGCCUCGCUUCGUUCCUCCGUUCCCUUCGUGCAUUUCUUCGAUGGCACGCGCACCAGUGGCGUCAUCGAAUGCGUCAAACCCAUUCCGUACAGCACGAUGAAGAGUAUUGUUCCCUGGGACGACUUGGAUGCCUUCCGUCAGCGUGGCCUGAAUCCACAGCAUCCCAUGAUGCGUGGCUUGGGACAAGACCCGCAAGUGUACUACCAAUCUGCAGUCUCGGCGAACAAGUAUUAUGAUGCCGUGCCACACAUCGUCCAAGACGUCAUGGAUCAGGUGGCAGUGAUCACGGGACGUCAGUACAAACUCUUUGAAUACUAUGGCGAUCCGGAGGCGGAACGUGUGGUGGUUUUGAUGGGUUCAUCGGCCAAGACUGCGGAGGAGACGGUGGAUUACCUGCGACAGCAGGGAGAGAAGGUGGGCAUCCUGAAGGUUCAUCUCUUCCGUCCCUUCUCCACGGAGCAUUUUUUGGCGGAGCUGCCGGACACGGUGAAAGCCAUCGCAGUUUUGGACCGGACCAAGGACACCGGUCAUCACCGGUUGGUGUCGGAUGGUGUCGGAUGGGUGGAACCGUUGGACCAGGAAGACUUGGCACCGUCACUCCCGCUUCAUGCAGAUGUCCUGACGGCCAUGAGUGAGGCCGGGGUCUACAAAAAGGUGGUGGGUGGCAACUAUGGCCUCGGCAGUAAAGAGUUUGCUCCCAGACACGUCAAGGCGGUCUUUGACAACUUGCUCAAUGAGGUUCCUAAGCGGCACUUCACCGUGGGCAUCAACGACGACGUGACCAACACCUCCCUCCCCCUGGGGCCCACGAUCAACACCCAGGAUCCAGAGGUAACUCAGGCCAUCUUUUUCGGCCUUGGCUCCGAUGGCACGGUGGGCGCCAACAAAGCGGCUGCCGCGAUCAUCGGCGAGCGCACGGAGUUCUACUCGCAGGGUCACUUCAACUAUUCCUCGCAGAAGGCCGGGGCUUCGACAGUCUCGCACCUCCGUUUUGGACCCAAGCCCAUCCGCUCGGAGUAUGAAAUCGAGAGCAGCCCGGGAGCAGACUAUGUGGCCUGUCACCAUACGUCCUUCCUGUCGAAGUUCGACAUGUUGUCCAAGGUUCAGCAGUUUGCCAUUUCGAUCCAAACGUUGCCCGAGGCACGUGAGGGAGCUGCUUUCGUGGUGAACUGCCCUUGGAAGACGGUCGAGGAGUUGGAACAGGAGUUCCCGGCCAAGCUCCGCCGGGCCGUGGCAGAGAAGAAGGUGGAGCUGUACACGAUCGACGCCCACGCGGUCGCCAGCUCUGUAGGCCUUCCGGCGAAGCGCAUCAACCAGGUGAUGCAGGUGGGAAGGCACACAGUCCUGCUGGAAAGAUCGGACUCGAUCACGAUGGGUGCCAAUCAUGUGACUUUCGAUGCAGUUCUCAGGUUGACAGGAUCGGCAGUCAAGACAGGAUUUGGUGACUACUCUUUCAUGCCGAAGAGGUGUGCUCAUGACCAGGACUUGCACUGGAGAGUGACGGUAUCCAUGUCGCAAUGGGAACAGGUGGUAUCGAAAGGACGGACUUUCAUUGCUGUGAAGGCCAAAAGGUCCAUGACAACUCUGGACACAUCAUCCCAAGGCUCCGGAGUACUGGCAGAUCCAGAUCGACGUGCAUUUUCAACAGGAGAUGAUAGCUAUGUGACAGCAGAAUUCUUUUCUGGUGGCUUUUCUGGCUGGACUCAAUCACUUAGACGUCUCAGUGAGUUGGGAUAUGAGUUCAGACAUUUGCUUGCCGUGGAUUCAGAUGAGAUAGCAGCUGAAACAUAUGCACGAUCACAUGGAUUUCCUACGGUAUUGUCCAAGGGCAACUAUGGUCUCACGGAUGAAUUUCUGCCUGAGCACAUCUUUGUACAAGACAGUAUCCUCUCACCAGAAUGGUAUCAUCUCAUGUCCAUCACAGGUUUUGACAUGGUCAUCAAAUCCCCUCCAUGUCCACCGUGGAGCUUGGCGUCCACAUGUGAGGGAUUGUACAAGGCAGACGGCCGCUUGACCAUUCAGAGCUGGGGACUGUGCCAUUUGAUCAAACCGAAACUGGUGUUGUUAGAGAAUGUGGGAAACAUGAAACAGCACGAGCAGUGGCCUCUCCUCAAAAGGUUCAUUGAGUGGUGUGGUUUUGCAAUCCGUUAUGCAAGGGUUCUCAACAUGAGUGAUGUGGCACCUCAGUACAGAGACAGGCUGAUCCUCAUCGCAUCGCAUGAGGAUGCAGACACACAACCACACCUUUGCACAGGUUGGCCGAAGCUUGAGAGGCAUACCAUGGAAUCGUAUUCCAAUUUGAUGCCUUUGGUGGAGCCUUGGAAGUCCCAAUGUCUGAUUGACCCAAUUGUUUUGAAGCAAUACUUGGAUCCAAACUUGUUGCCAAAGAACCCCAAUGCCAAAGCCAAUCCUUUGAAAAAGAGCCGGAUUGAUGUUGAGCAGUACCGCAUUCGAUUUCCACAGAGCUCCUUUGGGUGCGUGAUGGGAAAUUAUUCCUUUGGUCAUUUGCUCCCUUCGUCAGUGCUUUCAUCGUUUGGCUUGUUUGGAACGCUUGUUUGCAGACCUGAUGCAUUAAGAUUCAUGACAAUCCCAGAGAUCAUUAUCUCCAUGACAGCCGUGAUGCCACUUUGGCUACCCAAUGAUCAUCGUGCCUCAAUGCGGUUGUUAGGCAACGCAAUUUCAGUGCCACAUGCUAUGAUCGCAGUGUGCAACGCUCUGGCCUUCCUGACUCCUUUGUCCUUUUGGGAAGUUCAAGACUUGUACAAAGAAGCAAUCUCAGCACGCAUGACAUGUCAGAACAUCAGAUGGGAGGCCAAAUGGGGGGGCAUGUCAUUUGAACGCAGUGACGAGGUCGCACCAACCAUGCUCAUGCAUACAUACCAGAAGAUCACCAUGGAAUCCCCUGUGAAUGCCUUUGCCUUUCAUGCGGAAAAAGGAGUUGUCAUCAAAGAUGCCCUGAAGCUUUUGGCAGAAGACUCCAUGCCCACGACAGUUUUCCUUCUGCCAGGAGGGAUACAUGAUGCCAAAGUGAACUUGCCUUCCAGAUUUGAGGUGGAUGAUUGCGAUGUCAGGUUGUUUGCAAACGUCUCAUGCGCACUCAGGACAGACUCAGGAUCUUUUUCUGAACGCUCAAAUCAAUCUUCCUGCAUCAUUGUCUUGACAUGUCAUGGAACAUUUGCACUGAGAAGAGACAGUGGCAUGACCAUUCAGGAUGUCCUCAACACACUGAAUCACCAGUUGUCCAUUCGAACCACGCAUCUUGUAGGGGCCUUUGGAGAAAAACAUCCGCCUGAGAUGAUCUGCCCAGACGCUGUGAUAUCGUUGGAUGUUGAAGGAUCCUCGGACACACUGCAGAGAUUUGAUUACAUACGUUUGGACCUGGAAGACGGUGAAAUCAAAUUUUUCGCAUCUGACGCUGCCUUGCGUGAGUUUGCACAGUUGAUCCAUGAGACCGCUUUGGACCAGAUCCUUGGUGCACUGGGAUGGACUUUCAUGAUCUCGGCAGAUUUUCUUGUUGACAGAAACAUAGGAUGCAUUCGACUCAUGCAGAAACCUGGAGCCUUCUCUUUGACUCAUGAUGACUUGCGGUUUUGCUUGGCAAUCCACCUUUUCCUGAUUCGCAUCCGAAACUGGCAAGAGAUUGGAAGGGAGCCCAACAUCAGAUGCAGGGUUAAGCUCUGGCAUGCUUGGAUUUGGGAUGGCCUUGUUGAUCCUACAGUAUCGAUGUUGCGAUUUGAUCAGGAGUGGGAAAGGAUCUCAGGAUGGUUCAAUGUCACCAGACCGUGGCGAUACGUCAUCAACAACCACACAGUGAACCCGGAGUGGCCUUUGUCAGGAUAUGUCACCGAAGAUGAAUCAGGGGGAUCUCACCUGAAGAUCUUCAUGAUACAUGGGCUUCGUGGAGGAGGUCCUGCCCAGCUUUGUUCCACAUCCCAAAUCCGCAAUUCAGAAACCUCUGGAAAUCUGAGGGAUAUGGCCGAUUUUGAGGCGAGCAAUCCAGAAGCUGCAUUGGCUUAUCUCCUUGGUCGCCUUGUGGAAUUCCCAGCACCCAUCAAGAGGGCAGACAUUUCGGUAUUCCUGGAACUUGAAGCAACCGUACUUGAUGGCCUCCUUUGCAUUCAGGGUAGUUUCGAGAAGCUCCGUGAAUUUAUGCACCGGAUCAAAGUCUCGGGAACUGAAAGAACGCUUGCAUUUGCAGGUUGGAUGAUGGCAUGCCAUUUCACCGCAGUGUUUGAACCUGUUCAUGCUCAGAUCAUUUUCUUUCGAAAGCCGAUGGUCGCUUCAACAUCCAUGGACUUCUUGCGUGAUUUCCUGAAAGCAGCUUUGAUUUACCUCGGCAUGCCAAGACCACAGGAUGACUUACCAGAUGCCAUCAAAACAAAAAUCAAGCUCCAUGGUGUCACGAUCUUCCAUGCGAAACUGGAGAGGAAUUUCCCAAUGCAACAACUGCUGGACACUUGGGACCAAGCUUCGACCAUUUGCGAUGAUCCUUCUGACAUCCGGCUCGUGAGUCAUGUAGGUCUUGUCAACCCUGAUCUCCCGUUGAGGUACUUUGGCAGGUGUGGUCCGGAUGACAUGACGGUUGCGCAGGUUUCUUUCAUGAGACCCACUCAUGGUGGUGGCCCAACUGAUGUGAAUCCAAUGAAUGCCCAUGACUUCCAGAUUCGUCAAAGGAACAAUCUUGCAUCAUUCCUGAUCAGCCAAGGCGUUGACAUCACCACGUGCGUGCCCUUCAUCGAUUCGCUCUUGAAGGGAUCAGGUCCGGAAGCUAUCGGAUCGAUCCUCAGUUUGAAGUUCCCAGGCAAAAAGUGGGAAGCCCUCCUGAAGCUUGCAUCGGCCUUGAAUAUAGCCAUGCCACCGGUAGUAGACAAAGUCGAGAAAGCCAGACAGAGAGUGCAUCAGAAGUUCAAAAACCAUGCCAAAGAAUUUUUUGACAACAUGCCCAUCGAAGCCCUGGUACUUCAACCUGGAUGCAUCAAGAACACUGAUGAGACGGAGUCCCAACAGCUCCAAAAGAUCACGCCAAAUUCCUCAGGAGUUGUCCUGCUUUCGUAUGACACGGCAAGACCUUGGAUUGAACGGGGCACCCCAAUUUCCCAAGAUGAGAUGUCGGUUGUGAUCGUAGGCACAUGCCUUCAUCCCAACAAAUGUGAAUGUAAUCCUGUGCAGCUUCCGGUACGCUUGAAUGAUGAACCUCUGGUUGUUUCAGGCUGCAUGCAUCACCUUGGGGCAAAGAAAGCAGUGUACACGGGUUCCGAACAGGACGACAUUCCCAUCACGGAGUCUCAGGUUGUAGCCAUGACAGCAUUCAGAGACGAAAUCCAUGAAACCGACUGGGAUAUUCUCCUUAAAUCUCCAGUCAAAAUGAUGAUGAAAUUGCUUCUGGGGGAUGCUGAGACAGUUGAGUUGCUUGCUCCGCCAUGGGGACGUUCCUUUCAGAGAGCCGGCAAGAAGGUUCAACCCAAUCUGGCAACAUCCGUUCAGUGUCAUGUGAGAAUCAGCAAAGAUGAGCUCAGAAAAUUCCUUAAAUCCUCAGGCAGUGCAGGCAUUUACACCAUUCCAAAGACUGAGGACCACAAGGUGCUCAGUGAUUUUCAGGUCAUUUGGAUGAAUGAAUCUACUGUUGACUUUGCAGUUAGCCUUUCAAAGGUCGACAAUCACUGUGGUGUUGUGCGUGGAAGCCGUGCUGAUGGAAAAAGCAAAGGCAUUCGUUUUGACAAGGCAGAUUACUUGACAGCAUUUGCCAACCUCAAGCCAGAUGAAAAGCCACCGACCUUGGUCAUUGCAAACCAUCACUUCAAGAUCGCACCGACACCGCUUGGAUCAACAUCAUCCCAAGUCUUGGAAUGGUUGCAAAUUCAGGGUUGGGACGCAAAACCUAUCAGAGCUCUCUCAGGUACAUGCUGGUUGUGUGUCGCUGAAAGGAAAUUUGAUGAUGUUUUCACUCAAUGGAACGGAAACCCAAUCUUGAUCAAGUGGAUCGACGCCAAAAAGACCACUCAUCCGACGGUCUUGGCUGGGCAGUUCCUCAAAGGAGCAAAGAGUUUGCCUCAAUCGGAAGUAUCCACUUCGGCAGCAUCAUCAAAUGCAGGUGACGGUGACUUUGAAGAUCCCUGGAAGACGUACAUUUCCCAGAAAGGACAUACAGGCCUCUCCAAACCCCCAAUGCAGACAUGGAAAGCUCCAAGUCUUUCUAUCAUGGCACAACAGCCUCGCAAGAUUGAAGCUCCGAUUGAGGAUCGUUUUCUUCGACAGGACACGGCUCUCCAGGAUCUUAAAGUCCAGACUGACAAAGAAAUCUCCCAAUUGCGUGAAAGCCUAUCCAAAGUUGAAAGAGCAGUGGAAAAUCAGAGCAUUCAGAUGCAAGUCAACACAGAGCAGACGAACAAUGAAUUCAAGACCUUGAGAGCAGAAGCAGCCUCGCAGUUCCAAGCCAUGACCAACUCUUUUGCAGAGUCCUUGAAAAAUGCCAUUACACACCACGACAGUCAGAUGUCAGUCCAAUUUCUUGAGCUGAAGCAGUUGAUUUCGUGUCGUGGCAGUGGCCAGAGCCCUCCGCAAAAGAAGCCAAAAAAUGGUCAGCACAAUGAUGACUUGCUUGAUGGGAAUGCUUGCACAACCGCCGACUGGAUGGUUCCCAUUGUGCUGAAAGAAUCCCAGCGUUUUUCUGCCUGCAUUGUCCGUAUAGGGUCCACCAGAAACGAUUCCGCAUUCAUGCAUCCGAUAGUUGCUGGACUCGUCAUGGACAUGCAUGUGUUGUCAGACAACCAAUUUGAUCCGCACUCGCCGCUUUUGAUUCAGCUCAGUACAAGAAUGGAAGAGCAGUUUAGCAGUGCAUGGAAAAUGCCAAAGACGUGGGCUCCUUUCGCUCCAUCACAUGACCUCAUUUCCAAAUUUUAUAAACCCAUCAACUUUGAAGAAUUUUUCAGUGAUCCUGAUGUCAUGACACCAGAUGAAGUUGAGCAAGCUUUUUUACUUUGGUCGCAAAAGGUUGAGAAUGCUGUUGGUGCUGCCAUUCGCAAAAGACACUUGGAUGACCCUGAAGGUCAACCCCGCAAAGAUUUGCACUCAUCUUUCAAGGGAAGAUGCAACUUCAAACAAAUCACAACCAAACCGAGACAAUCUGGAGUCAAAUCCGACCGCCAUGGUGGAUACUCGCCUCCAAACGAGGUCUUUUCUCUGCAGUCCAAACAAAAGAUUAGACAGGUUCGACGCUUGAAGACCCUGCUACGGAGAUACAAAGUUUUGCCUUUGACGACAGGUUCUCCCUCCGAUGGACACGCAGUUGCUGACGCUCUGAAUGAAUGGAAGUGCAUAUUGAACGCAUGCGGUUAUGGCAGCAAGUGGAAGAACUGGAUUCUGGGCUUUGAGAUGAUCCCUGCCAUACCUCUCAAGCUACCUGACAUUGAGCUUUUGGAAUUGGUCACUCAGAUCACUCAGCUUGAUUGCGACCAUGCUUGCAAAUCUGAAGCAAAGAUGCGUGCUGAUGCGUUCAAAAAUCGCAUUCAAGUUGACAUACAACAUGACUUCAGCAAACUGACCUACAAAAUUAUUCGUGCCAAAGAGACAGAUAGCCUCCGGGAGGUUCCCGUGAAAAAGUGUUUCAAUGCCGUGCUUCUCAGAUCCAGGAUCGGGGGUACUUGCCUUAGAAUCGACUCAGACUUUCAGAUUCCCUGUUUUGCCAAACUCAGAUUGGGAGCGGCAAACCUUGAAUUUUUGAAGCAAGAGGACAGGAAGAUUUUCUUCAGACACAUUGAUGGAUGUCUUGACAGCCAGGGCGUCUUGGAGGUUUCAUAUACAGCUUUGACGCCUGAAGAAAUUUCGUCUGAAUUUGCUGAUUUCUGGAAACCCAUGUGGCAACGUGAUUCGAGACAACAGCAGUUUUCAGGUAAAGAUUGGUCUGAUUUCCAAGCAAUUUUGCGUAAUUGCGAUCUACCACACAUACCGCAGAUUGAGAUUCCAUGGGAUGAUGUUGACAGAUGGAUGAAGAUCAUCUUCAAGCUUCCACCAGCCAAAGCCGUUGGACCUUGCGGUUGGUCGAACGAUGAACUACGAUGUUUACCAAGGAUUUGCAUCGUUGAUCUCGUGUGGAUUUUCAAGCAGGUUGCAUUCGUUGGUUUCAGUCCCAAUCUGAUGAAAGCCAAGACAAUUCUUUUGUCAAAAAUUCCCACUCCUUUGUCGAUGCACCAUGCGAGACCAAUCACAAUUUUGAGUUGCUUGCACCGUCUUUUUGGGAAGUUUGUCUUCAGAUGUGUCGCAGAUAUUUGGAAAGACCAUUUUCCAUUCCCCAUCUCUGGUGGCCUGCCUGGUCGAGGAGUAAAGGAGUUAGCCUAUGCACAAAAGAGAAUGAUUGAGGAUGCGAUCAGAUCUAAUGCAGUUCUUGGAGGCUACUCGCUUGACUUGAUCAAAGCCUUCAAUACUUUUGCACGAUAUCCAUCAGCAAUCAUUAUGCACCGACUUGGCAUACCUUGGACUUUGCUCAGGUCUUGGCUUCACAGCCUUGACAAACUUGUCCGAUUUCCAUUUGUUGAGGGACAGAUUUCAGUUGGAAUCACCUCCACUACUGGAGUUCCAGAAGGUUGCUCAAUAAGUGUACUUUCCAUGCUGGCGCUUUCUUGCUUUUUCUACUUCAGAAUCAUCAGACAACACGUGUUUCCUUUUGCCUAUGCAGAUAACUGGAGUUGGAUGUCAAAACAGCAACAAGCACAUCUUACAGCGCACAGAGACGUUCUUGCAAUGACCUCUGCCCUGAAGCUGUCAAUCGACCAUGCGAAGAGUUGGCACUGGGCCACAACAAAACAGUUCCGCGAUUUUUGUAUCAGCAAUUGUCAGACACAAGAUGGUACGGAAGUCUCUGUUAGAUCGUGCGUCAAAGAUUUGGGUGAGAUCGUCCAUUACAACAAAAGUGUAUCCUUGGGCUUCAUCAAAGAGAAGAUUUCCGAGGCCGUAACCAGAGUCCAUCGCAUCGAGUGGAUCCCAUGUUCUCUUCAGAAGAAGGCCCAUCUCAUCCAAUCAUGUGCGUGGCCUAUGGCUCUGUAUAGUGCAGAUACAACCUACAUUGGAAAGAAGCAUUUUGUGGACUUGCGUCGUGCUUGCGUCACUGCCUUGGUUGGACAUUGGCAUAGCGCUUCUCCAGUGAUGUCGUGCAACUUUCUUUCCAAGUUUCUGGUGGAUCCGUUUUUGCACGUCCUUUGCCAACGUGCCAGAAUUGUCAGGAGGUUGGCCAAAACAGCCCAUUCGAUUGCAGUCGAUACGGUCAAAGCAAUGGUGGCGUACACAGGUCAAAGACCGUACGGGCCGGCUUCUGCAUUUAGAGUGUACUUGAAUCAAGUAGGCUGGACAAUUGCCGAAAAUGGUGACAUCACUGAUGAGGAACAACAACUCAUCAAACUCAAUAUUGCCGGCGGUUACCAGACGGAUUCCAUGAAAGCCAAAUGGGAUGACAAGGUCAGUGGCGAUUGCGAAUUUUGUGGUCUUCCUGUGAUCAGAAUGUCGCCAGAGCUGAGCUUUUUGCGGUUCUCAUUGCCUUGCGCCACCUUUUUCAACCUCUCAGGGAUUUUGCCACCGGAGGACGCCAAGGAGCAGUUGGAGGGUGCGAUUGAUCGAAUGUAUGGCAAGAAGUCUCCGGAGAUCGUCAAGAGCAACAAGGCAGCGCUGGCGGCGGCGCCUGAGAACCUGAAUAGGAUCAGUUAUCCAUCAUCAUGGCUCACAGCAGAGGACAACGAACACUCUCUGAGGAGGAUGAACCCUUCAGCCAGUCCCUACAGCCCGCAGUUGGACGAGUUCAGCUCAACCUUCCUGAAGAGUAUCGAUUCGCGCACCGCGGAUGAACUUGCCGUCAGUGCCUUUUCACCCGGGGGUGAAACACCAAUCGGCCAAUCCACACAUCAAAAGAGGGCUUUGGCCGAAGAAGUUCCUGUGUGGCUCCCAGAUAAAUGCACUCAGUGCAACUUGUGCAGUGUGGUUUGCCCACACGCCGUGGUGAGACCCUUCUUGCUGGACAAGAAGGAGAUGGAGCAAGCUCCUGAAGGUUUCGUGGCACGGAAGGCCAAAGGUGGAGACUUGGGAGGUCUCAACUAUACCAUUCAGUUGGCACCUUUUGACUGCACUGGCUGUGCAGUUUGUGUGGAGAUGUGCCCUGAUGAUGCAUUGAUCAUGGAGCCUGCCUCACAUUCACAGGAGAAAUUCAACGACCACUGGGAGUACUCCCUCAACAAGGUGGCAGUGAAAGACAACUUGAUGGAGCGGGGUUCAGUGAAGGGCUCUCAAUUUCAGGAGCCUCUCAUUGAGUUCAGUGGUGCUUGCAGCGGCUGUGGAGAGACCCCCUAUGUCAAGCUCUUGACGCAGAUGUUCGGCGAUCGAAAGGACAGCCACAGCAUGCCACAGCCAGGCAUGGUCAUCGCCAACAGCAGUGGUUGCUCCUCUGUUUGGGGAGGAUCUUAUGGUUUGAGUCCCUUCAAGAAGAACCGGCAUGGACAAGGCCCAGCAUGGGCUCGAAGUCUCUUCGAGGACACGGCCGAAUAUGGCCUGGGGAUGGCCUUGGGCUCACAGCAGCGACGCGAACGAUUGGUGGCCGACGUGCGCGAACUCUUGGAGGAGGUGCAAUCGGGUGCCGUGAUCUCCGCUGAAUUGCAAAGCCUUUUGGAGAGGUGGAUGGAAGUGGUCGAGGAUGCUGAGAAGUGCACUGUGUUGCAAGGUCCGCUGAAGGCCGCUUUGGCCAACGAAACCGAAAGCUCGGAGUCCCCUGCUUCGUUGAGUGCUGUGAAACGAGCAGAGGAUCUUCUGGUGGCGCCCUCCCAUUGGAUCAUCGGCGGCGAUGGCUGGGCCUAUGACAUCGGUUUUGGCGGUUUGGAUCACGUCUUGGCCACAGGUCAGAAUGUGAAUGUCCUGGUCUUGGACACCGAAGGCUACAGCAACACGGGGGCGCAGAAUUCCAAAGCCACUCCCAAGGGCGCAACUAUGAAGAUGUCUGCUGGCGGAAACAAGGCAAAGAAGAAGGACUUGGGAGCUAUUGCGAUGAUGCACGAGAAUGCUUAUGUGGCAUCAGUCUCACUGUCUGCCGAUGUCAACCAGACGGUGAAGGCCUUCAAGGAAGCGGAGCAAUAUCCAGGUCCAUCCAUCAUCAUCGCCUAUGCCACCUGCGUGGAUUGGGGGCACCGCGCCGGGGACAAGGCCAUGGUGCAGCAACAGAUCGCACGGCAUUUCGCCAUGGCCAUGGCGGGUGCAUUGCUGGACUGGGAGAACUUGAGAUCGCGCGGAGUGCAACCGAGCUUUAGUCUUCCAUCAAGUCAUCAUGGCGUCCGAUGGAAUGUCGCCUCGAAAAAAAUUCAGGAAGUCUGUGCCAGGCAUCCACAGAAGGAAUAUCGGCAGUUGUGCGACCGAGAAGCUGUGUUGUUUCCUUUGAUGUUGAACCACCCCGAGCAAAAGCAGCUAGAUCAUCAAGUGUUUCGUGUUCACUUGGAAAAAUCCCACAGCGGGGUCAACAAGAAAGCGUCGGAUCGUUCGCAGAUGGCGGAGGUUCUCACGUGGAGAGCUUCGAACUCGGGGGAGGUGCAGCUCCGGAAAGGUCAAUGCGAAGCGCAGGUGGAUACUUCCACAGCAUGGCGCAACUUGGUGAAGGUCGUGGAACUGACACCGAAAGCACCACCUUCGAAUGCGAAUCGGCCGAAACGACCAAGGUCCGAGGCUUUCCGCAGCUUGGCGCUCCAGAGGAUCCGGAACCUCUACCUGGAGCUCCUUGACGUGCUUGAAGGCGUUGGUUGCCCCCCUCCCGUGGCAGUGGGAGGUGGAGGCGGCCCCUCCCGAGCGGGGGAGGCGAGGCCUUUAGAAGAGGCCCAGGCACUGGCAGAAGCCAGUUCAAAAGCUGCUCCUGCUAGACCUCCUGCAACUUUGGGAGCUGCGGCAGCAAGUGGAGCGGAGAAAGAGGAAAACAGAGGAGAGGAGAAAAGAACCACAGGCAUUGAGGCAACAGAGGAUACUAAGAAAGUCGAAGAACCAGCUUCCCCAAAGAAAAAGAAAAAGAAGGAUAGAAGGAGUGAAAAGAGGCACAAAGCCCGGGGUGAUAAGGCCAUCCCACCAGGCUCCGAGGAUCCAUCCGUCACCAGUCAAGGCAAAGUGGUUGUUGAGGAGCCCAAGGAAGAGGUUUUGGAUUCUUCCGUACUCUCGGAGGCGGACUACGAGAACGAUAGCCCCCUUCCGGAGGAAAGGGAAAAACCUCAUCGUUGCAGUCCCAGCCUUAGCAGGAAGUCAAAGUCUCCUGAGAGAGGGAGAGAAGUAAAGGUACAAUCUCCUGAAAGAGGGAGAGAGCCCAAGCAGCGAUUAGAAGAGGAGGAGCCAAGGUACAUUCCACCCACUUCUCCACCGCCAGGGGUGUUUGUGUGGGCCCCACCUUACUGGGGCCGGCAUUACGGGGAAGAGCACAAGUCCAAGGGGGUGAAAAGGAGGCGUCCAGCGGCCGAAGGGGUGCCACCUCCCGAGCGUGGGAGAGAAGGAGAGGAUAUUAUAAGAAAGUAUCAGAGAGGAGAGGUAGUUCAAGCCCACCAGUUACCGCCUCAAGCUUUGGAACAGGGUCACUGGCUGGCAAGUGAGCAGUCCACGUAUUUCGGUGAGGAUUGCAAGUGGGCUGGAAAGAUUGCUCGCGUUGUGCUGGAAGGAGGAGAGGCCGAGGCACAAGUGGAGGUGACCGGAACUCAGUGCGAGAGCCUUCUCAGGUUCUGUUCUGGUCAGUCUCCGGCCCUGGUGCGCGCGCAUUUGUGCGCCCCUGAGUGUGAUCAAAAGCGCACCAAUCCGGACUUUGUUCACCUCAAAGCUUUCCGAAAACUGGAAGAGGCAGGAGAUAAGACCUGGGAAAACAACUUGGUUGUGGCGGACGAGAACGCGCCCUUGAGGAGAAGAAUUAUAAAGAAAGUUCGAAAAAGGCUGAGGAGAUCCAAGGAGUCUGCAAGCUCCAGUUCAGGGAGUUCGUCAACGGGUUCAGCCCUGGAAAUGGAGGAGGAAAUCUUGGAAGACAGGUCCAAGAUUCAAAAGAUCUCGGUAUUGGGCCCGGGAGUCUUGACGGCCGCUGCGAUCCAAAGCAUGAAACAGUAUGUCCUCCAGUCGGGAGGUUCAACAUGGGCGAUGGACGAGGACGCACUCCCGCCCAUAAUGAGCCAAUACGCCAGAAUGCAUUUGGCUCCGAAAGGAGGAGGAGGACUCCUCCGAGAAGCUGUGACGCUGAGCCAUAUAGGAGACCUUCUCCUCCAAGGCCGAGUCUCAGAAGCUCUGGAUGGGGUUUCUCAGAGACUGAAAAGCCUAGAGCUGAUCAUGGGAGGUCAGGCCUGGGCUACAGCCCCAAAAGUGGAAGUGACGCCCACUUUAGAGGCUUCAAUAUCGAGCCGUGCAGAGGUUCAAGUAGCACUGAAGGAGUCGCGACUAGACUCCCAGUCAAAGGGAGGUAUGAGCCCCUGGGAGAAGGGAGUGGGAGAGAGAAAGAAGAUUAUGAAAGCCUUCAAAGAGGAUGCUGCGCUGAGAAAUGGGGAGAAAGGCUCCUGCAAAAGGUCUGGUGAGAAAAAAUCAGAGGAUGGAACAAAGUGGGAAGCGAAGCCUGAAAAGAAAGAAUGUAGUGGUUCGAAAGAAAAAACAGCCGUGGUUCACGAGAAGUUCGCUUUGGAAAAGCUGACUGAGGGAGAAGCAAGUCCGCUCCCGUCGAAGUUGUUUCACCAUAGAGAGGGAGUAGCUGCCACGACUCCUGCCUCGCAAUCCUGUACAGACUUGUAUCCAGACGAAGCUCUGGGUGAUGAGGUCGAAGGGGACUUAGGCUUGGGCCGAGUCGUCGCGGAAAAAGAGAGGCUGCCGCCUGGUGAUGCGCUAGUGGGUAUGGGAGACAUUGGGAUAUGGCUUCAGGGUAGAAUUGACGGUCUUUUAUUUUUGCUCUGCAGGGUCAAGCCCUCGGGUAAGAUUUUCCCCUUACCCUCGUCUCUAUCUACCCUGGGCGCCCUUUUCCCUUUGGAACCCGAUCCUGUGAUGUCCUGGUUGAGAUGUUUGGUUUUGUCCCUUAAUUCGCUCAAUGGUGAAGGGUUGGAAAUGUCAAACCCGCCUACGGAGUUUCACAAAAAGAUUCUGUCCGGGUUGAUUGAAGACUGCCGGCGUAUUGUGGCAUGGGCAGAUAGGAUUACUCCUGUUACGUGGGAGGAAUUUUUUAGGGUUCGUGGCGUAGAUUACAAAGGAGAAGAAAUCCUGAGUGCUCAGCCCAUCAGGUGGGAGAAUGUUGCUCCUGCAUUACCUGAUGAGGUUGGCGGUGUUCCGGUAGAAGAUGUAGUUGAAUUAGGGUCCUUAGAGUAUGUGAAAAAUUUUUCAAAGUAUCUAUUGGAUCCUGCAGAUCAGGUGUACACUAGACCCCCACGGGUCAUGGUAGCACCGGAGCACUGGGAAACCCUUUGUGCUAAUCUCCUGGCGAAGGGAGUCUUUAGCAAGAUCCAUGAGGAUGACGUGUUUAAGGUUGAUGGGAAAUUGAUCCUCAAUGGGCUCUUCGGAGUGUCCAAACAUGAAUUCCAAAAUGGGUUUGAAGUGAUGAGAAUCAUCAUGAACCUAAUACCAGCAAACCGGCUGGUCAGAACUUUGGACAGUGAUAUCGCCACUUUGCCGUCUUGGUCAGGCAUGACGCCACUGGUAUUGAUGCCCCAUGAAAACUUGCGCAUCUCCAGUGAAGACGUUCGCUGUUUCUUUUAUAUUUUCAGGUUGCCCCCUUGCUGGUUUCCACUGAUGGCGUUCAAUCGCCCAUUACCCGACUCCCUUAAGGGGGAUAAGCCGGGUAGGUGGUUUCCAUGUUCAGCUGUGCUCCCAAUGGGUUUCAAGAACAGCGUGGCUUUGGCACAGCACAUUCACAGGUUUAUCGCCAAACGAGCCCUGGGGAAAGCUAGAUUGGGCGGAGAGAUUGAGUUGAGGAAAGACCGCCCUUUCUCGGUAGGAAAUCCUCUUUUUAGAAUUUACUUGGAUAAUUUUGACGAAUUGGCCAGGGUGUCUAAAGAUGUAGCUCGAGCAAUUGCUGGAAAGGUUUCACCUUUGGUCUCCUGCUUGCGUGAAGAAUACGCUGUAUUGGGAGUACCUAGACACCCGAAGAAGGGAGUCUCCUCUCAAAGCAAGGCUGAGGUCCAGGGAGCAAUUGUGGAAGGUGAAGCAGGGAUCGCGUACCCGAAACCUGAAAAGAUGAUCCGGUACGCUUGGUUGGCGAAGAGUCUCUUGGAAGCCACAACAUGCACACAGAAACAAAUGCAAGUAGUGGGGGGUGGCCUGGUCUAUUUGGCCAUGUUCAGAUGGCCCCUCCUCGGUAGUUUGAAUUCAGUGUGGAAGUUUAUCCUAUCUUUUGAAGGGUAUCCACCCAUCAUUAAGCUCCCCAUUCCCAAGGAAGUGAAAUUGGAGCUAGCUCGUUUUGUAGGAUUAGUCCCCUUGGCAUAUAUGGAUUUUCGGUGUACAGUUUCACGGAUGGUCACGGCAAGUGAUGCAUCAAAGUCAGGUGGGGGUGUUACAGCCUCAUGUCACGUUUCACCGGCAGGCUGUGUAGCUGCGCAAUGCCCUGUAAGGGGAGAUUUGGUGGAGCCAGCGGAUGUGACCCAAGUGGUCACGGUAGGUCUUUUUGAUGGGCUGGGUGCCCUCAGAGUGGCGGCCGACACGUUGGGCUGGAACGUGGUAGGUCACAUCAGUGUUGAGAAGGAUGAUCGUGCGGCUCGUGUGGUUGAAUCCAGGUUCCCAAAUUCUAUCCGUGUACACGAUGUGGCGGAGAUUGAUGAGGCAAUGGUACAAGGGUGGUCAUUGAAGUUCUCUCAGGCUGGUCUGAUUUUACUGGGGGCAGGACCCCCCUGCCAAGGGGUUAGCGGUCUCAACGCUGCCCGAAAAGGGGCUCUCAAAGAUGCACGUAGUUCCCUCUUUACCCAUGUAUCCCGCGUGCGUACAUUGCUUAGGUCAGCGUUUCCCUGGGCACAAAUUCGUACACUUAUGGAGUCUGUGGCGUCCAUGGAUCAAGGUGAUCGUGAGGUGAUGUCGGCUGACUUUGGUGACCAACCAUGGAUGGUGGAUGCUGCCGGGGUCUCAUUGGCGCGUAGGCCUAGGCUGUAUUGGGUGGAUUGGGAGCUGGUUGAAUCCUGUGGUGCGGUUCUCUGUGAAGAAGGAUCUGGGCAGCGUAGUGUUCAACUGAACGCGGUGCUCAAUGACCAGGACUUCUUGCUUCCAGGGUGGUCGCGCGUGUCCUCUAAACCCUUACCCACCUUUACAACCUCCAGGCCUCGCUCUUCGGCAGGCUACAAACCAGCAGGCCUUCAUCAGUGCAAUGAAGAAGAGAAGGAACGAUGGGUGCAAGACGCCUACCGUUUCCCCCCAUAUCAGCUAAGUUUGAUCGGCAAUUCCUGGAAUGUCACAGUGGUCAAGUAUCACCGGCUUCGGGCCAGUGUGCCGUCAAAGUUGUGGAAGUGGAAGACUGUCUUUAAAACACUUGAGCCGCAGGUGCAGGCGGUGGAGAGUGGCUACUGGCCGCUGUAUCGCUAUAACCCUGACAAGGUCACAGGGGAGAACAGCGGAUUCGAGUUGGACAACAAACGCAUUACACCGGACGCCAUGGAUUCGCUGAUGCGCAACGAGAACCGCUUUACCUCACUGCAGCGUUCGGCCCCUGAAUAUGCGCAGAUGUUGCAAAAUGCCAUGAAAGACGAGUUCUUCGCCCGCCACGAGACACGGAAACGACGCGCCAUGGGCGACGAGGAUCUUUUGGAAUAUCUCAAGAAGUCCAUGGGAGAGCAGGUCACUGGUGAGCGUGUCACCGUGCUCUAUGGCACAGAUACAGGCAAUGCCGAAAUGGUAGCCAAGAACUUCCAGUUCGAAUUCAAGCGUCGAGGCAUGAAAGCGAAGUGUUUGUCUCUCAACGACAUGCCAAUCUCAGAUCUGGCAGAGGAGUCCAAAGUGCUGGCCAUCGUGGCCACGGCUGGACAGGGAGAAAUGCCCAAGAGCGCGGUGAAGUUUUGGCAGGACAUGGAAACCUUCCUGGAGACAGCUCCGGCAGACUAUCUCAAGGACACCAAGUUCGCCGUCUUCGGUCUUGGAGAUUCGUCCUAUGUCUUUUUCAAUGAGGCGGCCAAGCGCAUCGACGAAGCCUUCGAGAAAUUGGGCGGAGAGCGGGUUCAGUCCUUGGGCUUGGGAGAUGAUCAACACCCCGGACGCUUUGAUACCGAGUUGGAGGAGUGGAGCCCUGACUUCUACGACAACAUCGAAGCUCCAGAGCCACCGCAGGAGUUGAGUCCUCCAUCCCAUUUGGUGGAGAUUUUGCCGGCAGAUGAUCCGAAGGCGCUGGCCUGCGGCGCUGUGAUAUCUUGCCAGGCAAAACGCAUGGAAGCCUAUGUGCCCGCUGGAUCUAAGCCCGUGCAGAUGACGGUGAAGAGGUCGACAGUGCCCGAGGGCUAUGAGCGUGCCAUCGAUCACUUCGAGUUUGACCUUACAGGUAGCGGCCUGAGCUAUGAACAGGGAGAUUCCCUGGGCUUGUGGCCUUCCAACCCCAAGAAGCAGGUGGAUAUGUGCCUCAUGGCUCUCAACAUGAAAGGAGAUGAGAUUCUGUAUCUGCGACCCAUCGAUUCCAAUCGCUCCGUGCCACUGCCAGAGGUCAUUGAUGUCCGUAGCCUCUUGACGCAAGUGCUCGACAUCGCUGGUUGGCCCAAGCGACGUUUCUAUGAGAUGCUGAAGCUCAGCGCAACUGAUGCAGCCGAGAAGGAAGUCUUGGUGAACCCUAUGGGCUUAGUCGAUAUGGGCCUGAACAUCAUCAGCGUCCGCGAUAGCUGGAAGCAACAUCACCACUCCUUGGAAGCUGGUGAGAGGCUGCACCUGGAAGCCUUGAAGGUGUCCCAAUCGCAGCAUAGCGAAGCCUUACACCAUGGCCUCAGUCAGCAUCAGGAAUCUAUCUUUGUGAGCAAAGAUCAGCAUGACCAGUCUCUCCAUGUCAGUCGUGUGAUGCACGAUGAAGCGCUCAGUCGUUCCAAGAUCCAACAUGAGGAGCAGAUGAAACACAGCUAUAUGGAGACCAGGAGAGAAAAUUUGCGUGACUUGCUGAGUGAAACUCUGGAUGAGGCACAGAGUACGGUGCUGAAAUCGACGCUGCUCUUCGGCUUUGUGGUGGCGGUCCUCGUGGAGGGAUUCCCAUCCUCGGAGAAUUCCAAUGAGAGAUACAUCGAUGUCUUUAUCUUCUCGGUCUCGUGGGCCAUCUGCUUGCUGUUUCAGUCCAUUGUUCUCGCCGGUUUGUACCAAGUGGUGCAAACCCGAGCCUUACGGGAGAUGAUUCGCAGCCUUCAGGCUCAAGCAUCCGGCUGCAUCGAUGACCACGAGCUGCGGCGAAGCAACACCAUGGAGACAUGGUGGAAAGAGCUGAGAACUAGGACAGCAGCUCCAGCUCCCUCUCCGACGACUGGGCAGACUUGGAGAGAGAACCUGUUCAGCGGCCAAGGAAGGCCCUACAACUUGUUGCAUCCAUCCUCGCAAAGGCACAAGACGGAAGGAGCCGACUCCUUUGGAAGCGCGAGCACCAAGGACUCUUCCACUUUAACGUCGCCUGUUGCGACGUUGCAUGUUUUCGACCCGAAGCGGUUGAUGUAUAGGAGCCAGGCGAAAAAGUUUGUCACGGUGGGCAGUUUGUUCACCUUGAUUUGUUUGGCCGGACUUAUAUAUGGCCGCCUCUCCAUGCGCAGGGGCAGCAAGUAUGGCGAAGGUGCUCCUGAUGUGUUUCUCCGUCUAGGAAUCUUCCUGCCGCCCUUUGUUUCUGCCAUGUUCUCGCUGUUGCUCCGCAAAAAUGCGAAUCCAAUACGAGCAACUCUGGCCGUUCGAAGCCUCGCGUGGUUGUGCUUCUUCGUGUCGCUGGCGUUCCUCUUGGUGACCUCAGUGAUCUGGCACGCGGCUGCACCGAGCAUCAAAGUGGCGCCCAAGGAAUCGGACGUCGUCUUCCUGAAAGGCACUUCGUUGGAGAUGCCGGAUCUGCCGAUGUUUUUCCACCCCACCGGAGUGGCCGCCAGUGGGAAUCUGCUGCUGCUCAGCGCCGCCUUCCGCAUCGCGCGCUUUGAGUUCAGCGGAGUCCGAGCUCGCUUAGUGAAUGAAGUCACUUUGCCCGCUUUGGAAAUUGGAGAUCUCACUUUCGCACCUGACAACGGCACUGUAGCUUUGGCUGGUCGUGAUAUGGUGAGCUAUUUACCUUCCAAUUCCUUGCUGGAAACGGCUGCCACGGGACGUGUGGCGUCCGUGGCGUGGCGUUCCUUACCUGCGAGCCAUUUCGGCAUCCAGGAUGGAAACGAUCCCGGUCCUGCGGAGGCGUUACAGGCCUUGGCGUACUGGCCGCAGCAGGAUAUGUUGGUGAUCAGCAAGGCAGAUCUAGGCAUCGUGGCCUGUAAGGCACAUGACGAUCGAGGGAGGGUGCAACCCUUGGUACAGGCUGAGAUGAUGGUCAUGGAAAAGUUUGGGCUUGGCACCAGUGUGGCUGGACUUCAUGUGGAUGCGCUUGAAGAAGUGUUGUAUGUCUUGUUCCAUCGCACUGGACGGCAUGCUGAAAUUCACGCCAUAGAUCUGCGUGACGAGCUGGGCCGCUUGCUGCACGUGCUACGUCUGCCCGACCUGGACUCCGCCGACGGCAGCGAGGCGGACCACGACGUGGUGUGGGGUGCCCUGUCCAGUUGGCAUCCGCCAGAUCCCUCACGCAGGCCGCAACUCUUGGUGGCCACACGAACACCUGCCAAGGUGUUUUCCUUUGACCUGCCAUUGCUGAGACAUUGCCAUCCGGAUGGAUCCAAUUGCAAGCCACGUUGA
Molecule: messenger RNA, 19827 nt
Organism: Cladocopium goreaui
Lineage: Eukaryota; Dinophyceae; Suessiales; Symbiodiniaceae
Source: the annotation of a GenBank genome assembly